AUGGAAAAUAAUCUUAGAUGUAUGGUAUGCCAAAAACCUGCUCGUAUAGACCCAGAUACGAACCAACAAUCCGAAUAUUGUUCAAAAAAAUGUCAAAAACAAGCUGUAAAAUUAAACUUGGUCGAAGAAUGUAAUAUAUGUGAAACUUAUCCAAAAAUGUUGGAAUACGGACAAAGGAUGGAAUGGUGUAGUUUAGAUUGUAAACAACAAUUCUUGGAAGAAAAUCCGAAUUUUAAAAUAUCAAAAACACCAAGUGUAAAAAUUGCACAAUUAACGGAUGUAAUGAAUAAAAUUAAUAUAGAAACAGAACAUAUUGAAGAUACCCCACCACCUCCUUAUGGAUAUAGUCAUGAAACUGAUGAACAUUCUGAACCAGUGCAGGAGAAAGCUGAAGUUCCGUCCUUACAUUAUUCUCCACAAUCUGUUCCUACAAACCUUUCAAUUCUUUUUCCAGAUGAAAAAUCAUCUAUGAACAAUAAUGACAUUAAUAAGAAUAUGGGUCAGGCUAAUGAUAAUAUGUGUCGUGCUAGUAAUGACAUGAACUGUACGAGUCAGAGUCCUGUUAUUCAACCGAGGAGUCCCAUUAUUCAACAACAGAGUCCUGUUUUUCGACAACAGAGCUCUGGUUUUGAACAACAGAGUCAACAGCAGAGUCCUGUCAUUAAACAACAAAUUAAUGCUAUUCAACAAAAGAAUUCAGCUAUUCAACAGCAAAGCCCUGUUGUUCCAAAAAAGAAUUUAGCUAUUCAACAGCAGAACUCUGUUGUUCCAAAAAAGAAUUUGGCUAUUCAACAGCAGAACCCUGUUGUUCAAAAAAAGAAUUUGGCUAUUCAACAGCAGAGCCCUGUUCAACAACAGUGUCCAGCUAUUCAACAGCAGAACCCUAUUGUUCAACAAAAGAGUCCUGUUAUCCAACAAAAUUCAAGUAUUAAAUACAACAAUGAAACAAUCACCACAUAUGCGGCACCACUUCAACCAAUCGUUCAAAAACCACUUCCACUUCAACCACAGGUUGUAUAUGUGAACAAUCCUAACUCGCAACCAGUUUACGUUAAUAAUCCUGUUAUGAAUUCUGUUAAUACAUAUACGCGACCGGUAAUUUCUCAAAAUCCGGCUAGUAACAUAGUUUAUGUUCAAAAUAACAAUGUGAUCAAUUCUAAUCCACAAAUGCAAUCUAUACAAACUAAAAUUGUAACACCUCAAAUGAUAAAUCAACCUGUUAAGCAAAAUGUUAUAAUCGUUCAACGCCCAAUUCAACAGCAACCAAUUCAACAAAUUCAAGUUGUCGCUGCUCAAAAUGUUGUUCCUUCAUAUGUUGUUAAUUCAACCGGAAAAAAUAUUGAAAAAUAA
This is a messenger RNA of Scutellospora calospora, 1350 nucleotides long. The record is from the annotation of a GenBank genome assembly. Lineage: Eukaryota; Fungi; Glomeromycota; Glomeromycetes; Diversisporales; Gigasporaceae.